Messenger RNA from Hipposideros armiger (great roundleaf bat), 1536 nucleotides. RefSeq names its product BUB3 mitotic checkpoint protein (gene BUB3). Gene Ontology annotation, molecular function: protein binding. Bases 222 to 1202 code for a protein of 326 amino acids. The transcript is spliced from 8 exons. NCBI's taxonomy places the organism in Eukaryota, Metazoa, Chordata, Mammalia, Chiroptera, Hipposideridae. The record is from RefSeq and is a predicted model, not a curated record.
GCGGUUUGCCUUUGAGCCGGAAGAGGAUGACUGGGUUGACCGACGCGGGCCUUGGAGCGGACCAAUCGGAAGCCUAGAGUGAGACGUCGGCGUUUGAAAUCAGCCAAUGGCAGGCAUUCACUGGAUCUUCCUCUCUGCCCCUUUCGUCACGCCCGCGAGUGCUCUGAGGAAAGCUAGUCGGCGGCGAGCGUUUGCGAACUUGAUUCUGAGGGGAACUCAAGAUGACCGGUUCUAACGAGUUCAAGCUGAACCAGCCGCCGGAAGACGGCAUCUCCUCGGUGAAGUUCAGCCCCAACACCUCUCAGUUCCUGCUGGUGUCGUCCUGGGACACGUCGGUGCGCCUCUACGAUGUGCCGGCCAACUCCAUGCGGCUCAAGUACCAGCACAGCGGCGCGGUGCUGGACUGCGCCUUCUACGAUCCCACGCAUGCCUGGAGUGGGGGAUUAGAUCAUCAGUUGAAAAUGCAUGAUUUGAACACUGAUCAAGAAAAUCUUGUUGGGACCCAUGAUGCCCCUAUCCGAUGUGUUGAAUACUGUCCAGAAGUGAAUGUGAUGGUUACUGGGAGUUGGGAUCAGACAGUUAAAUUGUGGGAUCCCAGAACUCCUUGUAAUGCUGGGACCUUCUCUCAGCCUGAAAAGGUAUAUACCCUCUCAGUGUCUGGAGACCGGCUGAUUGUGGGCACCGCGGGCCGCAGGGUGCUGGUGUGGGACCUGCGGAACAUGGGCUAUGUGCAGCAGCGCCGGGAGUCCAGUCUCAAGUACCAGACUCGCUGCAUACGGGCCUUUCCAAACAAGCAGGGUUAUGUAUUAAGCUCUAUUGAAGGCCGAGUGGCGGUUGAGUACUUGGACCCAAGCCCUGAGGUUCAGAAGAAGAAGUAUGCCUUCAAGUGUCACAGACUAAAAGAAAAUAACAUUGAGCAGAUUUACCCAGUCAAUGCGAUUUCGUUUCACAACAUCCACAACACAUUUGCCACAGGUGGUUCUGAUGGAUUUGUAAAUAUUUGGGAUCCAUUUAACAAAAAGCGAUUGUGCCAGUUCCAUCGGUACCCCACCAGUAUCGCAUCACUUGCCUUCAGUAACGAUGGGACUACACUUGCAAUAGCAUCAUCAUAUAUGUAUGAAAUGGAUGACACGGAACAUCCUGAAGAUGGUAUCUUCAUUCGCCAAGUGACAGAUGCAGAAACAAAACCCAAGUCCACCUAAUCGCCUCAUGAAAGUGGUUUCUCUACGGAAAGCUUUGUUUUUUUCCUUCCUACAAAUUCGUGCUUUUCCCCUAAGGGAUGUGUUAGAGUCGUUGUGGACGUUACUUAGUAUGUGGAUUUCUCUGUUUUCUGUCUGACAAAAAAAACUUGCCUGCCACCUUUCGUGCUGACUUUGUGUAGGAUGGAGUCUGGUGUCCUUGUGCAGUAGUCAGAAGAAUUGUUUUUCUCCUGCAAGCACAGUUGCUGUUUCUGAGCAGUUUGAUCCCUUUUUGUAAAAUAAUCCAAACCUGUUAUUUUCAUGCUGUCUAAUAAAUCAGAGAUUCAGGACACUUAAA